GCGGAGGGAGAGGAGAUGCCGGGGAAGGGGCGGAGGCGGAGGGAGAAGAACUACAGGGCGGCGCACGGCGGCGAACCGCGGUUGCCCCCACCACCGAAGCAGCGGGAGCUCGACGCGCUCCCGUCCAAGCUCCGCCGCCUCAUCGCCAUCCAGGAGAAGCACAAGGGCGGCGAGAAGGGCGCCGUUGCCGGAGACUCCUCAGGGAAACAAGGAGAGAGCGAUGCGGCGAAGAACAAGGCUCUCGCAAAGAUAAGUUGGUACCUUGUCAUAUUCUGUAUGUUCCAUGUAGAAGAAAACUAAGAAGCAGAACUUGGAGCCUACUGCUGAUAGCAAAGCCGCAGAGAUUAGUGGUAAGGAUGGACCGAUAUGAUUGGCGAUGAGAACGCGAGUGUAGAUGAAAGCAAAAGGAAGCGGAAGAGGGGGGAAGCUAUGGAUCUUCGUUUCGGACUUCAUCGACGCCGGAGCCCUCUCCUCCCUCCUCCAAGGCGGCAGCGGCGCCGGGCGCCGGCUUCACGUCGCGGGCGUCGCGCUGGCAGCCCCGCGCGGCGUGGCGUUUAUCUACGGCGCGGGCGCCGGCGCUAGCUCGUCAGAGAUGCUCGCGCGGAGGAGGAACCGAGGAAGAGAAGAGGGGGGAUGACGUGUCAGCCUGACAUGUGGGGCCCACGUGGGUCCCACGCUGACUCGGCCGCCACGUAGGAUAAAACCGGGGUGGGUCAAAACUACCGAAGGACGCCGUUGACCGGUUUUAAUUUGUUAAGGGACGCCGGAUAUCUGGUUUUAUGGUUGUGAGACGAUUUUGUAACUCGAUGACAAGUCGAGGGACCUUCGGUGUACUUUUUCCCAGUAUGUAAUGACAGACCAUUGCUUUUUUUAAAAAAAAAAAAAAAGAAAAAUACUCCCUCCAUCUCAUUCAAUAAAAUGAGGUCAAAUCUAGCACGGUAUUUAAAACCCGGAGGGAGUAUUAAAAA
Molecule: messenger RNA, 968 nt
Organism: Oryza sativa Japonica Group (Japanese rice)
Lineage: Eukaryota; Viridiplantae; Streptophyta; Magnoliopsida; Poales; Poaceae
Source: RefSeq, a predicted model, not a curated record